CUUUAUUUUGAAGCCUUUGCUCCUGGACAAUAAAAGUGAGAAUAAAAGGCGCAAUGCUGAGCACAGCAGAGUUUGUUUGACUUUGCUGUGCUGAGAUUCAAGCGGGAGAAUCUGGAUUACAAGGAAACACUAAAAGUCAGUUUAGUCCGCUCAGUGUCUUCUCGUCUCUCCUGCCUUCUCCAUGCAGCCGGCCGUCAGUGUCUGGGUGCGGGACCCGCGGAUACGAAAGAAUGACUUUUGGCAUGCCUACAUAGACUAUGAAAUUUGUUUACAUACUGACAGUGUGUGCUUCACUAAGAAAAUCUCCAGUGUAAGACGGAGGUACAGUGAGUUUGUAUGGCUUAGGCAGAAGCUACAAGAAAAUUCCAUGUUGAUGGUACAGCUGCCACAACUUCCCCCAAAGAACCCCUUCUUUAGCCUGAACAAUGCCCAACAGAUCACAGAGCGAAUGAAAGGCCUCCAAAAGUUUCUGGAACAGAUCCUUCAGAGCCCUCUGAUUCUGUCCGACAGUUUGCUGCAUCUUUUCCUGCAGUCGCAACUCAACAUGUCCAACAUGCAGGCCUGUGCAGCUGGAAGGACGCGUUACUCUGUAGCCCAGGCAAUCCAGAAAUGUGGUCUAAGGCGGUUUAAUUCAGAGGAAGAUCUGCAAAAGGACCUGUGCACGUCAUGUGACUCUGAUUCUGAUAGUUCUGAUUGUCGAGAUCCAGAACCUCGGAUUAAGGAUUUGGCAUUACACAAAGCAGCCAGCACAGCUUUACUUGGUCUCAUGGGCACUAGCCAGGAGGAAAACCUCAGCAGCUCAUCUGAUUCGACAUGAAAAUAUUUUAGAAAUGUUUUGAUCUGAGAGGAAGAUAUCUGUCUGUUACAUUGUCAUACUGCACUUUUUUUUUUUUACUUUCAAUUGUUUCGCUUCAUGGCAUUUCAUGUACAGCACAAAGUAGUUAAAAUGCACUUUUUAAAAAUCCUUGUUUAUGUGUCUCUUUUUAUGUACUGCUUUAAGGUAAUAGCAACAAUUAACCUGAAGAUGGCAGUGUUGUUACAUCCAUCUGAUGAUGAACAUAUACUGUAAUUGUCUAUAUUGACUUCAUAA
Molecule: messenger RNA, 1090 nt
Organism: Cheilinus undulatus (humphead wrasse)
Lineage: Eukaryota; Metazoa; Chordata; Actinopteri; Labriformes; Labridae
Gene: snx10b
Product: sorting nexin 10b
Exons: 6
Coding region: 182-817 (211 amino acids)
Biological process (GO): intracellular protein transport
Molecular function (GO): phosphatidylinositol binding
Source: RefSeq, a predicted model, not a curated record